UUCGUGUUCAAAUGCAGGUAAGUCAUUUCAAACUAGUGCGGUGCCAGUAAAUUGAAAACCAUCUAAGGUAUAACUUAUCAAGUGGCGCUUUGUAAUAGUGAAUCAGCGAACAAUGAUUGCUCGGUUAAUUAUCCUAACAACAAUCUGGUGUAUUGUUAAUCUUCCUGUUUCGUCGGAUGCAAAUCUGUUUAUAGAUGCGCAAAAAGCUGUGAUCGCUCGCGAGGAAGCCCUUCUGAAACAGGCGCAUCAUGCGGUCAAAGACAGGAUCGACGAAGCAUUCGAUUCUGCACACAAAACACUGUUGAAUGUGGUUCAACAGAUGCAUUACUACAUAACGUAUCCACUUCGAGCUGGUAAUGGAAUGAUAGAACAAUCAAGAAGCAUGUUGAGCAAUGCCACAUCGUCAUUGUCUGGAUACUUGCCAUUUUUCGGAAGCCAAACAAUCGAAACCGCAACAGUGACCCCAAAUGGUAUCCGAACAACGGACGAAACAUCAUUAAGUGACAGGAUGCAAAUGAUGCGGGAACAAAUUUCCAAACUGUCUGGUGUGCGAGUUGUAUUCAAUACGGAGCCGGAAGUGUCAUCAGAUGGACCGUUGAUGCAGUAAGAAAUUGCUACUUUAUUGCAUUAGUAAUAUCAUACCUAAUGUGAAUGUUGCUUUCAGGAUCGGGAUCGAUGGCCAAGA
Ochlerotatus camptorhynchus is the source of this 685-nucleotide messenger RNA. RefSeq lists its product as uncharacterized. The record is from RefSeq and is a predicted model, not a curated record. Bases 113 to 607 code for a protein of 164 amino acids. The transcript has a single exon. Lineage: Eukaryota; Metazoa; Arthropoda; Insecta; Diptera; Culicidae.